Thlaspi arvense is the source of this 405-nucleotide messenger RNA. Lineage: Eukaryota; Viridiplantae; Streptophyta; Magnoliopsida; Brassicales; Brassicaceae. The record is from the annotation of a GenBank genome assembly.
AUGAGCGGCAUCAGACAACGGACGCCGUUGACGGCGACGGGGACCGCUACCACGACCGUAACCCUAGAUCAGGCCUCUUCGUCCUCUUCCUCUUCGCAGCAGCAACAGCCGCUAAUCCUAACUAUGGAGCUGAAUCGGAGAAAGAAGAAGGUCACUUGGAAGGAAGGCACGGUCGACAAUGAAUUUCUGAAUAAAAAGAGCUCCAAGAAGUGCUGCAUCUUCCACAAGGAGAAAUCUUUCGACCAUGACGACAGCGAAGACGACGGUGAUGGCUGUGAUCGUCCCAACAAGGACGGCGAUCACGAUCAUGGCCAUGGUUGCUGCUCUAACAGAUUAGUCAAAGUCCUUAUUGCAUCAGAAGAGUGCAAUGAUCUCACUGAUGGGAUUGGCACUGAAAUGGGAUAA